UGCCAUGUCCAGUGGCGAUAUUCCAUCUUCUGGAAGAAAGAGUUUCCAUGGAAUAGUCGAGCCGCGGACAGAAGUCCCGCUAGACGGUUUUCGUUCCAGUACCUCAAUCCUGAAUUCCUCCUAUUGUACUUCGUCAAGCCUAGCGUUGAAAUCUCCAACAACGAAUUUGUAGAAGGACAUUUCGUUGUGAAUGAUUUCCUCGAGUUGUUCACAAAACGCGUCGAGCUCUACUUCGUCAGCAGUAGAUUGCGCGGAGUAGCAAUUGACGGUAGAGAUGGUCAUUAUGUGCGUAUGUCGCAGGCGUGGAUUGGCAAAGCGAGAAGACAGGACCUCAAGAGAAUCGACGAAAUGGACGACAGAUGA
Messenger RNA from Haemonchus placei, 363 nucleotides. The record is from the annotation of a GenBank genome assembly. NCBI's taxonomy places the organism in Eukaryota, Metazoa, Nematoda, Chromadorea, Rhabditida, Trichostrongylidae.